GGACAGGGGAGGGGCGCGAUGAGACUGAACACAAUGUCCACAGACUCACAGGGAAGGUGAGGGAAUGGGAAUUCACCCAGGGUCUGGAGGUCAGCACCAUUCCCUGGUGGAACAACGCAACGGAAUUUUCCCGGUGGAGAGUCCCGUCAAGUUUCCCGUUCGUGGGUGAUAGUACUGUAAACAGGAAGGGCUCUUUUCGUUAACGUGUCCGCCCUUGGUGGAGUCGCUGAAUCCGGACGACAGCAAAGGCAGAAUGAAUGUAGUCUCACUGUAAAAUUCUUUAUUGGUUCCUGCUUCACUUGAUCUCCCUCCCCGAGUUCGCACAUUAAGCAGCCGCAAGCCAAAGUGAAAGUACAAGCAGGAAAAGUCUUGGAUCCCCGCGGGCUAAAGCGCAGUCAGCACACCAGCACCGAUCACUGGGUUUACACAACGACGAACAUGGGAAGCGAGUUUUCAAAGGAUGGCUGUUUUCACUUUCCAACCAUGGACAGAUGGAAUCUGGACUCUCUGAGGAGCAACUUGUGUAAACCCCCUGAGAGCUGUGGAGGCUGUAUAAACAUCCUGCUGGUCGGCCUGGUGGGGGCUGGGAAAUCAUCCCUCAUCAACACAUUCCUCUCGGCUCUGGAUCGCCAAGGAAGGACCAUAACCUGUGUCCCGACGGGGAUGAAUAACGAGUCUCUCACACCAGAGCUCAGAUCCUACAAAGCAGGGAGUUUCAAGUUUUGGGAUACAACUGGAUGGAAUGUUCUGAAGUACCCUGAUUGGACAAGGAGAGUGUUACCAAUGAUCCUGGAAGGAAGAGUUCACAAUGGAACAAACUUACAGCAUUUCAAGCCUGUCUUGGAAGAUUCCAAGUAUCCCGUUAUUCCAGAAAAUGUAAUCCAUGGAGUCGCAUUAAUAUUUAACAUCGACACCAUAGACUUGAUCAGUGAGAAUGAUAUGGAAGUGUUUCAGAAGCUACAGACGAUCGUGGCACAGAAAUAUGUUCACAGGGUUGUGAUUGGGACCAAGUUUGAAUUAUUAGGGAUACCAGAGAAACACAAUGCAUGGAUUUAUGAAUACAAGCCACUGCAGAGGAAGUUUGAAAUGUUGGCAGAAUCUACUGGAUUGGAUAUGCGUUCCAUGUUUGUGGUUUCGAAUCUGUGGAGAGGUGGUCAGAUUGAGAUGAUCAGAUGCAUCCUGGCCCUGUAUGUUCUGGAUAAUAUGGUCAGAAAUAUUAACCAAUUACGUAAAGUAAUAGGCAAAGCUGACUCUGUCCAGCGCUGUGAAACCAUUCGAUUUUCAACUGUGCGGGCACUGCAGUGGCAUUGAUGCUUUUAUUGUUUUCCCUGUAGUUUUAGCAUUCUUUAUGCUUGUUUAUAUAUGCAGGGUUCUCAGAUUAUUAAUUGUAAUGUUAACUGUAAACUGAAUAUAUAAAAUGGCUUCUCUGUAGCAUUAUAAUGAAGUGGCUUCUUUGUAGUUAACUGAUGUGGUAAUGCUCUGUUUAGUUGAAAUGUUUGGAUUAUAAUUAUUGAUAACAGAGGAACUAACCAAAGGAAGCAAUGUUGUUCUGUCUGUAUGUGCGGAAACCUGGAGUGAGUGGCAGGUGUUUUGGGAGGAAAACCAAAGAGGAAGGAUGUGCUAGAUGCGCUUUGGUUGACCACCGAGGUUGGUCCCAGGCCGCAGGUCAGGGAGGUUGGACAAGAUCGAAUGGAGGACAGAAGGCUUUGAUAGUUGUAAUCCAAUGGUUGUGCACAAACUGAUUGAACUCUGAUAAGUUUUGGCGCCCUAUUCUCCCUUUUAUAUUGUAUCACUCUUAUUUACACAGUUCCAUUAAAAUUUAUAAAGUGUAAUCUGUAAAACGUACAUUGUGUGCUGUCUGAUAUUGUGUGUGCGAGUUUGUAACAGUGUGUAUUACACAGCAUCUACACAAACGGGAGACACGGUUUGGAGGUGGAUGGAUUUUCCCCUAGCCAAACACAAGCCAAUAGCCCUAUGUGUAACAUUUGUAGGGGCUCAUCUGGGAUGUAUCAAAACAUGAAUCAGGAGGAGGUUGAGAUGCUCUCUGAGAACCUUUUUCGGCUCGGGAGAUGGCUUAAUGGAUUGUGGCACCAGGGGAUCAUUCAGGCCAAACAGGUGGAUCAGUUAAGAAAGGAUCAGGUAUUUAGAGGUGCCCAGGCUGAGAACAAGAUUGCUUGGAGUCUCUGGCAGUCUUAUAAGACGUGACCUCCUCCGACAUUCAUGCAACUGAUCAGGGAUGUGAGGGAGGAUGAGCGUACUUUGAGGAUGACUCUGUCAGCAGGGUGAGAUCCUCAGUUGAAGCCCCUGGUGGGGACAGGAGAAGAACCAGCUCCACCCGACAACUGAUAAAGGAGGUGGUGGCCGAGCUGAGGUCUGAGGGGUCGGUAGUGAGGGUUUUAUGCCCCUGAGGAUGGACAGUGCAGGAUGCUGUGAGUAGUGGUAGGUCUGCGAGAAGAGGGGCUCCUGGUAGUGAGUGCUGUAACUGUGGGAGAGAGGGGAACUUCCGGUGUGAAUGUGAGCAGCUGGAAGCCUCUAGGAGGGCGAGUCCCCGCGUAUCCAAGAAGGGAGAGGUGUUGGGAAGCUUAGAGGGGACCCAGUGAGGGAACAGGCUGGUGUCUCUAGGGGAACAUGUUCCCAGCAAUGUACCAAGGAACCCCUGAAAUCAAAAGACUCGAUUCCAGAAGGAUUACUGAAACCCGCUCUAGCGUGUCACUAUGGAUAGAGGGAAUCUCUGCUAAAGCCAUAUUCGAUACCGGGUCGCAGGUCGUGCUACGAUACUUUUCAUUUUACAACCAGUACUUAAAGCAUUUGCCAUUGACCCCAUUCUGUGCACUAGAGAUUUGGGGCAUCAGUGCUAAGUAUGAUGGGUAUUUGUAGGUGAAACUGGAGUUUUCAGAAGCCGAUGUGGGAGUGUCCAAAGUUUUGGAGACUUUAGUGCUGGUUUAUCCAGACCCAAUUGAGACAGCGGUGUGCUUCAAUUCUAGUGGGGACCAACACCCCUGUGGUGUGGAGGGUCAUGGGGCCUGCCAGGACAGGGUGAGUGCAAUCUGCUUGGGUGCCGUGCACCCAGCGUUCCAUGCUGCUUUUGCCAGAGAUUGAAUUUAAAUGAGGGACUGUAUGGUGCACCCAGUCAAAGCCUGUGAUAAUAAGGCCCGGGGAAGUAGUGAGAGUGAUGGGAACCCCCCAGAUUUCCUGGGGUGCCUGAUGCUGAGUCCCUUUCAGUGGACACCCCGGAAGACCUUGAGGGGAAAACACGAUUUCUGGCUGUAGUACUGGUGAGACCCAAAAUGCAGAGACACUCAGUGGUACAGGUGAGGCUGAUAGCUGUGAGUGUCAUGAACACUACAAAGAGAGAAAUUACCCUUAAGAGAGGGAUGCCUCUGGUGCAUUUGUUCUCAGUGACAGUAUGUCUAGUGCCCCUGUGAGGCCCACUAGAGGGGAAGGUUUGCAAAACAAAGGAAAGUUCACUGCUGAGGCCUUUAACUUUGGUGACUCUCUUGUGUCACCGGAGUGGAAAUGCAGGCUGGUGGAGAAGAUGUUGAAGCUGGAAGAUGUCUUUUCUCUUAGCGAGUUUGAUGUGGGUUGUUCCAAGAGCACUUGUGUUACCAUCCGGGUGACUGAGACACCCUUAGAGAGAGGUCACGGCGACUGGCCCCUGCAGAUGUGGAGGACGUGCAGCAGCACUUAUGCAAGUUGAAGGAAGCUGGAAUCAUCACAGAGCCCGAAGCCCCUAUGUGUCCCCAAUUGUAGUGACCUGGAAGAAGAACAGAAAGGUUCGCAUGUGUGUAGACUAUAGGAUCUUGAAGUGGUGCACUGUCCCUGACCAGUAUAUGAUCCCAAGGGUUGAAGACGUGUUGGCCUGUCGGAAUGGAGCGACGUGGUUUAGUGUGCUGGACAUGAGGAGUGGAUAUUACAAGAUCCCGAUGAGAAGAUCCCAAAGAGAAGAUAGCAUUUAUAUGCCCUCUGGAGUUUUUCCAGUUCAAAAAGAUGCCCCAGGGCACAUGGUGAGUCCCUGCCACCUUCCAGAGGGUCAUGGAGAAUAUGGUGGGGAUAUGAAUUUGCUUGAAGUGUUGGUGUAUUUGGAUGAUUUGGUAUUGUUUGGAGCCAUCUUGGAAGAACACAAAGUGAGGCUACUGAAGGAGGAAGGGCUUAAACUCUCCCUGGACAAGUGCCAGUUCUGUAAUACAUCUAUUAGCUAUGUUGGGCACACAAACUAGCAGACUGGAGUAGCUUCAGAUCCGGCUAAGGUAGAAGCGGUGACCAUGUGGCCGAGGCCCCAGACUGUGAGCGCUCUGCACUCGUUCUUGGGGUUGUGUCGGGGUCCUGAAUUACCCCUAUGAAUUGUGCUUUUGAAAAGCGAGAGGGAGUUGUUGUUCAAUGCCAGACACCUUGUUAUUAAGAGAGAGAGAGAGAGAGAGGCAAGACAGCCUUGGAGAUGGUGUUAUGGUUUCUCUGCAAGCAUGUUUUUGCAAGGACGCUGGCAGCUUCUGUAUUCUUACAGAGAGAGAAGGGUGGAGCUGCUCGAUGGACAGUUGGUGUUCAGCACGGUGAGAUAAAUAGAAGGUCAGCUGAUAGACCUACAGACACAUGGCUUUGGACACUGAAUGAGCUUUGUUGUGCCCACAGAAAAGGUGGGUUUUGGAGGAUCGAUCGGUCGGUUUGAUCAGUGGCUCUCGCAGUAUUGAAACGUAUAAAAUUCUAAAGGAAUUGGACUGGCUAGAUGCAGAAAGAUUGUUCCCAAUGUUGGGGAAGUCCAGAAAGAGGGGUCACAGUUUAAGGAUAAAGGGGAAGCCUUUUAGGACCGAGAUCAGAAGAAACUUCUUCACACAGAGAGUGGUGAAUCUGUGGAAUUCUCUGCCAGAGGAAACAGUUGAGGUCAGUUCAUUGGCUAUAUUUAAGAGGGAAUUAGAUAAGGUCCUUGUGGCUAAAGGGAUCGGGGGUAUGGAGAGAAGGCAGGUACAGGGUUCUGAGCUGGAUGAUCAGCCAUGAUCAUACUAAAUGAUGGUGCAGGCUCAAACGGCCGAAUGGCCAACUCCUGCAUCUUUUUUCCAUGUUUCUAUGAAAGGGUGUGACCAGUGGGGAGUUAUUCAUAUGUCCACCCCUUGCCUGGGUUGAUAAUCCCACCACAGAAGAACCACCUCCUUUUGUUGUGGUCACAGUUGGUGACUUAUAAAGGAUUCUGGAGGACAACGGGAAGAUCGACGGCAUCUGCUCAUCUGAAGAGCUGAACAUCUCUCUCUCUUUCCAGCACUACUCAGUUCCAUACCACAAACUGAACUGAAAUCUACUCACCACCACAAGACUGUAUCUAUUCACCCAUAGGCUUGAAGAAACUUGGUUUUCAUAUAUUUCCACACUUAUACAUAUAAACAUUGCUAACCUGUUUAAUAUAUCUGAAUUUUUAUUACUGUAUUGUGUAGCUACUAAUCAGUACCCUUAGUUAGUAGCAAUACUGGACUCCAAAGUGGUUUCAAUUUCUGCUGGGUCUUUAACCCGUCACGGGGUGCAUGUCAAAAUUGAGGGCUCGUCUGGGAUAUGAACAAGGUGUUCGUGGGGUUUGUUUGAAUUGAUUGGGGGCAAUCCCUUUUGAUUUAGUUGUGUGGAAAAACAGCAGAAAUGGAUGUUAGGGACUUUCUGGCAAGGCCAGAUCCUGUGGCUUUGAAGAGACCUAGAAAGGAGUUGUUGAAGGUAGGUGUGGAGGAAUUGAAACUUACAGAGCUCAAGAAGGAUAUGAAAAAGGCAGGAAUUCAAAGGAAAAUAGCUGAAUAUUAUGUCUCUGCAGAGAAAUUUGAUGAGGAUGAGUUUUAAACGGCUUUACUAUAGGGAAAGGGGAGGUCCAGGUACAACUGGAACAGAAAAAUUAGAAAGACUUAAAUUAGUGGCUGAAGAAGCAGGAAAACAGAGAGAAGAAGCAGAAAGACAGAGAGAAUUUGAGAGGGAGAAAUAGCAAUGUGAGGAUCGCGAGGCAGACCACGAGGAGAGGUUUAGUGUUAGUUCAGAAAUUAAGCUGGUACCUUCACUUAAGGAAAGAGAAAUCAAUCGAUACUUCCUACAUUUUGAAAAAGUCACCAUAAAUCAGAACUGGCUGGGAGAUUAGUGGGCUGUUCUGUUACAAAGUGUGCUUAAGGGGAAGGCCCAACAAGCAUAUUCGACGUACUCUGUUGCAGACGCAAAUAAUUAUGAUGUAGUGAAAGGUGCUAUACUUAAAGCUUAUGAGUUGGUUCCAGAGGUGUAUAGACAAAGGUUUUUUUGUUUGAGGAAGCCAUUGAACCAAAUGUAUAUAACGCUUGCCCAUGAGAAAUGUCUGUACUUAGAUCAUCGUUAGAAAUAGUACUCAUUUUUGCUCUGUUAUCUGAAAAUUAUACAUGUAUUGCUUCAAACUAUGUAAUCUACAGUUAAACUAAAAUAAAGUUUUCCUUUGUCAAAAAAUUUUUUCUAAAAGGAAAGGGGUGUGACGGGGACCUGAUUUACCCCUAUGAACUGUGCUUUUGGAAAGAGAGAGGGAGUUGUUGUUCAACACCAGACACCUUGUUAAUAAGAGAGAGAGAGAGAGGGUGGGGGGCAAAGACUGCUCGGAGAUGGUGUUAUGGUUUCUCUGCAAGCAUGUUUACACUUUUGCAAGGUCACUGGCAGCUUCUGUAUUGCUACAGAGAGAGAAGGGUGGAGCUGCUCAAUGGACAGCUGGUGUUCAGCACGGUGAGAUAAAUAGAAGGUCAGCUGAGAGACCUACAGACACAUGGUUUUGGACACUGAAUGAGCUUUGUUGUGCCCACAGAAAAGGUGGGUUUUGGAGGAUCAGUCAGUCGGAUUGAUCAGUGGCUCUGGCAGUGUGAAAAGGUGUGACUGGUGGGGAGUUAGUCAUGUGUCCAACCUUUGCCUGGGUUGAUAAUUCUACCAGGGAAGAAGUUGUAGCGGUCAGAGUCAGUGACUUACAAAUGAUUCUGGAGGACAAUGGGAUGAUUGACGGCAUCAACUCAUCUGAAGAACUAAACAUCUCUCUCUCCAUCACUACUCAAUUCCAUACCACGAACUGAACUGAACUGAACUUUACACAUCAGCGUAAGACUGUACCUAUUCAUCCUUAGGCUUGAAGAAGCUUGGUUUUCAUAUAUUUCCAUAUAUAUGUAUAUGCAUUGCUAACCUGUUUAAUAUAUCUGAAUUUAUGUUACCGUAUUGCGUAGUUACUA
Molecule: messenger RNA, 7187 nt
Organism: Hypanus sabinus (Atlantic stingray)
Lineage: Eukaryota; Metazoa; Chordata; Chondrichthyes; Myliobatiformes; Dasyatidae
Exons: 7
Coding region: 439-1311 (290 amino acids)
Source: RefSeq, a predicted model, not a curated record